Molecule: messenger RNA, 2675 nt
Organism: Cucurbita maxima (winter squash)
Lineage: Eukaryota; Viridiplantae; Streptophyta; Magnoliopsida; Cucurbitales; Cucurbitaceae
Product: stachyose synthase-like
Exons: 4
Coding region: 1-2568 (855 amino acids)
Source: RefSeq, a predicted model, not a curated record
AUGGCACCUCCAAAUGACACAGCCACCUUAAACUCCUCUGUUCUGAAAUCCGACAGCUUGGAGAACCUUAUUGAUGUUUCAGAUGGGAAGCUCAAUGUCAAAGGCGUUCCAUUGCUGUCGGAUGUCCCAACCAAUGUGUUUUUCAGCCCCUUCUCUUCCCUAUGCCAAUCCUCCGAUGCCCCACUUCCUCUGCUCCAACGAGUGCAUACUCUGUCCCAUAAGGGCGGAUUUCUUGGCUUUCAUCAAUCGCACCCUUCUGAUAGGCUGACCAAUUCCUUGGGGAAAUUCAAGGGUAGGGAGUUUUUGAGUGUCUUCCGGUUCAAAACAUGGUGGUCGACCAUGUGGGUUGGGAAUUCUGGUUCUGAUUUACAAAUGGAAACUCAAUGGGUCAUCUUAAAUGUCCCUGAGAUAAACUCAUAUGUCGUUAUCAUUCCCAUUAUCGAAGGCAGUUUCAGAUCUGCCCUUCAUCCUGGAACUGAUGGACAAGUUUUGAUUUGUGCUGAAAGUGGCUCAACUCAUGUGAAAGCAUCGAGUUUUGAUGCUAUAGCCUACGUUCAUGUGUCUGAUAAUCCUUACAAGUUGAUGAAAGAGGCUUAUGCUGCCACUAGAGUCCAUUUAAAUACUUUUAGACUCUUGGAAGAGAAGCCUGUCACACAUCUGGUGGACAAAUUCGGUUGGUGCACCUGGGAUGCUUUUUACUUAACAGUUGACCCUGUUGGAAUUUGGAAUGGUGUAAAUGAUUUUGUUGAAGGCAGCAUCUCGCCAAGGUUUCUCAUCAUUGACGAUGGGUGGCAAAGCAUCAACAAGGAUGGCGAAGACCCGUCUCGCGAUGCAAAAAACCUUGUUCUGGGUGGGACUCAAAUGACUUCCCGACUCUAUAGAUUUGAAGAGUGUGAAAGGUUUAGAAAGUACAAAGGUGGGUCUUUAUUGGGUCCGAAAGCUCCAUCGUUUGAUCCAAAGAAGCCAAAGUUAUUGAUCGCAAAGUCAAUCGAGAUUGAUCGUGUCGAGCAAGAUAGAGACAAGGCCAUUGAAUCUGGAGUUACUGAUGUGUCUGAAUUUGAAACCAAAAUUCAGAAGCUUAAAGCAGAGCUCAACGAUAUUUUUGGGAACCAAGAAGAAGAAACUAGUUCUUCCAACCAGGAUGAUGACUCUGGAUUAAAGGCUUUCACAAAGGACUUGAAAACAAAAUUCAAAGGUUUAGACGAUGUAUUUGUUUGGCAUGCUCUUGCUGGUGCUUGGGGUGGUGUAAGGCCUGGCUCUACACAUUUGAAUUCCAAGAUAAUUCCCUGCAAGCUUUCUCCUGGCCUCGAUGGCACGAUGGAGGAUCUUGCUGUCGUAAAGAUCAUUGAAGGUAGCAUCGGACUCGUUCAUCCCGACCAAGCUGACAAUUUCUUUGAUUCCAUGCAUUCCUAUCUUUCUAAAGUUGGAAUUACAGGUGUGAAAGUUGAUGUGAUACAUACUCUAGAAUAUGUUUCGGAGGAAUAUGGAGGAAGAGUUGAUCUUGCAAAGGCAUAUUAUAAGGGUCUCACCAACUCUCUUGUUAAGAACUUCAAAGGGACGGGACUUUUCUCUAGUAUGCAACAAUGCAAUGAUUUCUUCUAUCUUGGUACAAAGCAAAACUCCAUAGGAAGAGUUGGUGAUGAUUUUUGGUUCCAAGAUCCACUUGGUGAUCCCAUGGGUGUGUAUUGGUUACAAGGUGUUCAUAUGAUUCAUUGUGCAUACAACAGCAUGUGGAUGGGGCAGAUCAUACAACCUGAUUGGGACAUGUUCCAAUCAGACCAUCUAUGUGCCAAAUUCCAUGCAGGAUCAAGAGCCAUUUGCGGAGGUCCUAUAUAUGUGAGUGACUCAGUGGGCUGCCAUGAUUUUGAUCUCUUGAAGCAACUUGUGUAUCCCGAUGGAACUAUUCCAAGAUGUCAAUAUUUUGCCCUCCCCACUAGAGAUUGUCUCUUCAAGAAUCCAUUAUUUGACAACAAAACUGUUCUCAAGAUAUGGAAUCUUAACAAGUAUGGAGGCGUAAUUGGGGCUUUCAACUGCCAAGGAGCCGGAUGGGAUCCUAAAGAGAAAAGAAUCAGGGGGCGUCCAGAAUGCUACAAGCCAAUGUCUACAACAGUACAUGUCAACGAUGUGGAAUGGGACCAAAAACCAGAAGCAGCUCCAAUGGGAAAUUUUGUCGAAUAUGUUGUGUACUUGAACCAAGCCAAGCAAAUUUUCCACACGACUCAAAAAUCUGAACCACUAGAAUUGACCCUUCCACCAUCUACAUUCGAGCUCUUUAAUUUUAUACCCCUAAGAAAGCUAGGUUCCAACAUCAAAUUCGCUCCCAUUGGUCUGACCAACAUGUUCAACAGUUCUGGAACUAUUCAACAUCUAAAGUAUAACGAAAAGAGUGUGGAAUUAAAAGUGAAAGGAGUAGGAAAUUUCUUAGCUUACUCAAGUGGGUCGCCGAAGAAGUGCCUUUCAAACGGAAUGGAAGUCGAAUUUGAAUGGAAUUCAGAUGGAGAGCUGAGUUUUGAGCUUCCAUGGAUUGAAGAAGUUGGUGGAGUUUCAAAUUUGGACAUUUUCUUUUGAGAAUUUUUACUACCGAACUUAAAUUUGUAUGCAUUUUCUUGUGUUGUGUUAAAUGUUAUGUGUGCUCACCAGAGUUAUUUCAAUUAAAUAAAGGCUUUUUAUCAUUA